GUCAUCCUCCAGUAGUAAAGGGGUGAUCCGGUCCUCCUGUCCUCCUCCUGUCCUCCUUCCAGAGAGGAGCUUUCUAUUCCUCCUCCCUCGUACUCCCUCUCUUUCUCCAGAUCCCCCGAUGCCUCAACACUCCUUCUCCUUUCCGUGGCUUUGACCUUCUUUUCUUCAUCAAAAUCUCAAGACUUCGCGGAGCUCCUCUUCGUCCACCCUCCUCUUCGUCCACCCUCCUCUUCUUGGAUCACUGGGAUCUAACGGUCAACCUACCAAGCAGCGAGCAUGACAGACAAACCGGGCAUGCCGACGGGCGGCGGAGACGACAUGGGUAGCGUCAUGGCGCUGCUGGAUCGCGUGGCGGGCCUCAUGGACAGCGUCCAGACCACGCAGCAGCGCAUGGAACAGCGUCAGCUGGAGCUGGAGAGCACGGUGAAGACCAUCCAGACGGACGUCGUCAAGCUCACCAGCGACCACGCCAACACCAGCUCCACCGUCGACCGGCUGCUGGAGAAAACGCGCAAGGUCAGCCGCCACAUCAAGGACGUCAGGGUGCGCGUGGAGAACCAGAACGUCAGGGUGAAGAAGGUGGAGGCCACGCAGGGUGACCUCCUGGCCAAGAACAAGUUCAGGGUGGUCAUUUAUCAGGGUGACCAGGAGGUGAAGGCUGUCACACCAGGCAAUGAGCCAGCAGAACCCGGCAGCAGCACCGGCGCCAGAGCCGAGGUGGAACCGGACAAGUUUGAGCUCCCUCCAGAGUCGGACGAAGAGUACAUGGUGGUGGAGGAGGCCGACUCCUCGUCGGCCGGCCGCAUGAAGAAGUCGGGGCUGACGCGCAUCGAGAGCUUCAAAGCCACCUUCUCCAAGGAGAACAUGAGCAAGACCCGCGACAACCUGGGCACCAAGGUCAACAAGUUCGGCGAGCGCAUCGUGACGGCCGAGAGGCGCGAGAAAAUCCGCCAGUCCGGCGAGAGGCUGAAGCAGUCGGGCGAGAGGCUGAAGGACACCAUCAGCAAGAGCGUCCCGGCCAAGCUCAACCUGAAGAAGGAGAGAACUGUGGCGGAGGGCCAGGAAGGAGCCGAGGGCGCCGCGGAGGGAGCCGCGCCCGUCCCUCCUCCCAAGGGACGCAAGGGCAGCCCAGACGCCGCCAAGGCGGCCGACGAUGAGGGCAAGGCGGACGAGUCCGAGGUGCCGAUGUACGACAUGAAGCAGCUAUCGUAAACUACGAGACCGUGACGAGAUCUGGGCCGUUUUCUUUGGACCACAGAGGAAGAAGUUUUUAAGGGUUGAUAAUAAUGAAGAUGAACAUUUUGUUUGAACGUUGUUGAAGGAAGUGAGCAGAGAACACGCCGGUCACAGAUCCAAUCUGACUGAACAUCAAGAUCCCUGAAACCACUCAGGUUAUUUCACAUGCAGUCACGUGUGUUCUGGACAUUCACUAUCAAAUCAGCAAAUAUAUAUAUAUAUGAAGACUUUGGGACAUAAAUGUGUCCAGAGUUCAGAACUUUAACCCCUUCAUCACGCCGCUGCUGUUCACUUGUUUUUGCAUGUUAGGGAGGUUGAAACGUUGGAUGAUGACGCUGUAACGGGGUUGUGGUACGUUCGGUUCUGUGUGAUGUUUGGAGAGCUAAAACCAUUCAGAGGUUCGCACUCAGUGAAAUGAUUAAAGUUAAAAGGUUAAAAACUCAAUAAAGUGGAUGUAACAGAGAGGAAAGAUCUAGUUUGUGUUUGGAGGCUGUUGGAGGUCCAAAUGUUUGAACCCGUCCUGAUUCAAGUCCUGGGUCCUUAGGCAGAUUUAAAAUGAGUGUUUUAGAAAGUCUUUACCCGCCUUAAGGCCUUUACACACGGGAUGAAUAAACCACACGGAAAUGCGGAAUCCAGAAACUUAUAUGUCUAGGGCUUUUAUUGUGAAAGGGAAGAACGGAUAGAGUCAAUCUAGUAUGCGGUCGAGUCUAGAAGGUAAUCCACGAUUUGAAAAACUCUCCCGAGAUGGUUAGGGUUAGGCAUCGACCUGGAAUAGUUGAGGUUAGGAUAGGUCGUCGGGCAGCGAGUCUCGCGAGAGUUUUUGUGAGUUAACGCAAUUCGUGGGUUCCGAUUCUGGUCCGCGCGGCCUUUGUCGAGGUUGAAAGAGUUAUAAAGUUUGCCGUCUUGGUUCGGACUACGGAGCCUCCGUGUUGUUGUUGUUGUUUCAUAAAUAUAGCCUCAGAAAAAUCAACCUUAUUCUGAAAAAAAGUACGUUGCUUUUUGAGCAGCGUAAUAUUCACGUUCUGUGUGAAAGUACUGGUAACAAAAACAGUUCUAAAAUAUGUAUUGACGUGCGAUUAAACCGCCCCCGGUAUGUGAAGGCGUAAAGUAAAAUACGUCUAUGGAAGUCCAGGUUAAUAUAUUAAUAAACAUCUAAAUAACGGAUUCAUUCAUAUUAAAAAGGUGUAUUGUAUAAAGUUGUACGGCGAGAACAGUCUCGUAGCUUCAGCGUUAGCCUUAGCGAUAACAAUUACUGAUUUAUUUUGAAGGAAAUUAACUUUUUGCGUAAACUGAGUAGUUUUAUUUUGGAGCAGGAGUUCCCUCCAAAUCUUUAGACUUCACUGUUUUACUUAUUUAUUGUUAAUUUCCCCGUUUUAAAAUAGUUAUUUCAUUUUAGAGCAAAGCAUAAAACCCGUUGUUGUAUUUUAGCGUACGUUAACACACCGACAGUAACAGUUGGAGAUAAAGCAGCUUUCUUAGGAGGUUAACUGUUGCUGAUGUUUCUUCUGUAAUCAAACCUCUAACUGAUGUUUACAGACUGUUGGAGUCUUUAGGAUGUGUUAGUGAGUGACUGCAUGGCUGUAGAGUGUCACAUAGAUAUCACAUUAAAGCAGGUUUGUGUUUGAUUGAUGAAAAUAAAAGUUCCCGUUGAGUAAUGUCUAACCAGA
Molecule: messenger RNA, 2903 nt
Organism: Sebastes umbrosus (honeycomb rockfish)
Lineage: Eukaryota; Metazoa; Chordata; Actinopteri; Perciformes; Sebastidae
Gene: cavin4b
Product: caveolae associated protein 4b
Exons: 2
Coding region: 277-1212 (311 amino acids)
Biological process (GO): regulation of gene expression
Cellular component (GO): cytoplasm; caveola
Source: RefSeq, a predicted model, not a curated record